Molecule: messenger RNA, 2590 nt
Organism: Octopus bimaculoides (California two-spot octopus)
Lineage: Eukaryota; Metazoa; Mollusca; Cephalopoda; Octopoda; Octopodidae
Product: pyruvate dehydrogenase (acetyl-transferring) kinase, mitochondrial-like
Biological process (GO): regulation of glucose metabolic process; protein phosphorylation
Cellular component (GO): mitochondrion
Molecular function (GO): pyruvate dehydrogenase (acetyl-transferring) kinase activity
Source: RefSeq, a predicted model, not a curated record
CUUUCAGGAAUUAAUUCACCGAAAAGAAAAAAACAAUCUUUUUAUUUCACUCGUUCAUGCCAGGCCUCCUAGGAAGUUCGUCUUUUUUAGCAACCACACCUCUUUGACUGUGGGAUCCUUUCCCUCGUUCACCUUAACCUUCUCAUAACAAAAACCAAAUUAUUCCAGACCAAAAUAAUUCAUUCGUUAGUCACAAAACAACAUUUUAUCUUAUUUAUUCAUUUAACUAGGUCAGAGGUUAACACACAAAAAAAAAAGACCCCAAAAAACUCAGGUGAACGGACCAACAGCAAAAAACAUCGUCCCUCUUAAGACUAGAGGAAAAUAAUAAUAAUAAUAACAACAAUAAUAAUAAUAAUAAAUAAAUAAUUGUUUUCUUAGGAGUGGGUUAUCACACACACACGCAAACAGAUACAUGAACAUAUUGUUUUCAUUUUGAUAUUUCUAUUCGUACAUUGUUUCUGGUUUUACUCCCUUUUAAAAUACGUCUUAUUAUUUAGUCGAAUCAGCUGGGUUUUCCCGAAGCUGGUUGGUCACCGCUGCUGAACACUUGGGCUCGUUUUUGAAUUGGAAUACCAUUAAUUAUAUACCUGCCUUGUUAAUUAGAACAGAGAGAUAAACAAACAGACAUGCAAGCAGACGAAUAGAUUAGGCAGGUACUUUGAUAAAGAUCAUAUAAUAUAUAUAUAUAUAUGUAUAUAUAUAUAAUCAGAUAGUUUGUUGUGGUUUAUUGUAGAUAGGUAGUGAAGAAGUGAAUGGGCUGAGAGAAAGAGAUAAAUAGGAACAAAGUGAGCGAAUGAGAGAUAGAGAGAAAGAGAUCGAAUGAGCGAAUGAAAGAGAGGCUGCUGCUGUCAGACCGAGAAGAUGAUCGGAUGAAAGAAAAAAGAAAAACAAACAAACCCACCUGUAAAAGGUAAGGGGUAAGAAGAAAAACCUUACUACCACCACCAUCACCACCACUACCACCAACAACAGUGCCACCGGCACCUUUAAUAAUAAUAAUAAUAUAAAUAAUAAUAACAGCAAGGUUUGUUGCUUUGUAAGAAGAACGAAAAGAAAAUGAAGCUAACACGGAUUCUGUUCACAUAUGCCCGGCGUAUUGCCGCCGUAAAGAGUAAAAAAUUCGUCGACUUUGAUCCCGUCUUUGAGAAAUAUGCAUCUUUUAAUCCGUCCCCGCUGUCUUUGGAGAAGUUUAUGGAAUUUGGAGGUAGUCAGAAUGCUUGUGAAAGGACUUCAUUUGAAUUUCUGCGUAAAGAAUUGCCUGUUAGGCUUGCCAAUAUAAUGAAGGAAAUCAACCUUCUGCCAGACAAUCUUCUACAAAUGCCUUCAGUGGCCAUGGUACAGAGCUGGUAUCAGCUGAGUUUCAAAGAGAUCCUUACAUAUGAAAAUGCUGACCCUGACGAUAAUGAAAUGCUUGAAAAGUAAGUGUGACGUUUGGUUUUAAUUAACAUUGAACAUACACACACACACCUACACCCCCACACACACAUCCAUACAUACAUGCAGGGUGUCAUAGAACUGAAGGACUCCCAUGGCAUCGACAGCAACACUGAGACUCGCAUCCAGUACUUCUUGGACCGGUUCUACAUGAGCAGAAUCAGUAUAAGAAUGCUUAUCAACCAACACACUCUCCUGUUUGGCUCUCAGCUUGCCCAGAAUAAUCGUCACAUUGGUUGCAUUGACCCCAACUGUGCAGUUUUAGAUGUUGUCAAAGAUUCCUACGAGAAUGCCAAGUUCCUCUGUGACCAGUAUUAUCUCAAUGCUCCAGAAGUGGAAAUCAAGACACAUAAUGCCACAGUGCCAGACCAAAAAGAAGACAUUCGUAUGGUCUAUGUACCAUCACAUUUAUAUCAUAUAUUGUUUGAACUCUUCAAAAAUGCCAUGAGAGCUGUUGUUGAGUAUCACCCCGAAGACAUGGAACUGCCAAAGUUAAAUGUCGGCAUCACCAAAGGAGAUGAAGAUGUGACUAUAAAGAUGAGUGACCAAGGAGGCGGCAUUCCUCGGAGUAAGUCUGACUUGUUGUUCCAUUACAUGUAUUCCACUGCACCACAACCAAUGCGAUCAGAGAAUGGAUCAGCACCACUGGCUGGUUAUGGUUACGGCUUACCAUUGUCUCGUCUCUACGCUCGUUACUUCCAUGGAGAUUUGAUCCUUAGCUCUGUUGAAGGCUUUGGAACCGAUGCAUUUAUCUAUCUAAAGUUGUUUCCAAGUGAAGCGAAUGAACUUCUGCCUGUUUACAACACGACUGCUUCGAGAAUGUACCAUACGGAUACCCUGAUUUCAGACUGGAGUUCUCCGGGGGCUGGUACGAACAUGAGUCGCAGUUAGUAGUGACAAAUGCAACCAAACAACAACACGAGUCACGGACUCGCUGUGACAACUGUUGUUACCUACAAACAACAACAACAACACGAGUCACAGCUAGUUCAGACAACUGUACGAGCAUGAGUUACAGCUAGUAGUGACGAUUGUACCAAGAGCUGUUUUGUUCAGAGGCUUCGGCUGCUGAGAAUGGAAAGUUUUAAAUAAACAAAAAUGUAGAGUUUUUUUAAAAAAUGGAUUUGAAGUGGACAUUUUACAAACUGAAAAA